AUGCGGUCAGCUGCAUCAGCAGCUGCCUCAGCUGUGUCGUCUGUGGCACAUUCUGCAGAAGUGCCAGUGAAGGGGUCUGAACUGGUAGCAUCCAUGCCUGUCUCUGCUGAUAUGCGAAAGGGUGGGAUGGACACACUGGUGCCAUCGGUGUCAUAUCUUCCAGAGGUGGAGCGUUUGAUAUUGGAGUUGCUCUCGCUACCUGCAGUGCCGAUGAAGCCUGGGAGCGAUUGUGCAAUGUGCAAAGAGUUUCUACCUACUGAUGUGCUCCUCAUACUGCCAGUGUGCUCGCACAUGUUCCAUCAGUCAUGCAUCAUCAGCUGGCUACGCCGCACCACACUCUCAUGCUGCCCGUCCUGCCAUGCCUCUAUCACCAUCCCUGGCUCUAACAAGACUAAAGUUGCUCCGACCUUCUGCUCAGUUGAAUACGACAUUGAGUCUCAGAUGCUAAUGCUGACUUCACCUGGCGAGGCAGUAGCAGAGGCUGUUGGAGGAUCUCAUGGGUGGCUGCGCCCUUCCCUGGACAGAUUAUCUGGCAGCUGGAGAGGAUGCUCCAGCAAUCGUGCCACUGCAGUGGUUGUGCCAGUGUCCUCAUGGCGCACCACUGGAAGUUUGAGCCAGGGCUCGAGUGGCCGACUCGACAAUGACUCAGAUUGCGCUAAGGUACAGAAGCCGCUGCAAGUUCCAGAUGGUAAGGAGGUGCCAGAGGCUGUCAGGGGCUCUAUCGGGUGGCUGAGAUCUUUGGCCACGCUCUCUGGCAGCUGGAGUGGGUGCUCCAGCAGCUGUUCUUCUGAGAUGGGGUUGCCGGUGACUUCGAGGCAUGUCACAGAGACCCUGGCAUCAAGUGGACACAGCGAAACGGACACAUGGUCCAGGAGGUGGGAUCUUGAGGCUGCUACGCCGAGACCCGAGAGGCCAUCAUUGUAUGGCUAUGCCAGAUGGUUCUUCAGAAGCUCAGGCAAGUAA
Messenger RNA from Miscanthus lutarioriparius, 963 nucleotides. The record is from the annotation of a GenBank genome assembly. Lineage: Eukaryota; Viridiplantae; Streptophyta; Magnoliopsida; Poales; Poaceae.